Messenger RNA from Pimephales promelas (fathead minnow), 2647 nucleotides. The record is from RefSeq and is a predicted model, not a curated record. NCBI's taxonomy places the organism in Eukaryota, Metazoa, Chordata, Actinopteri, Cypriniformes, Leuciscidae.
AAACCCGUUUUUUUGUAUACAUGUCUGUCUCUUACAGUAAUGUUGUAGAGAAGUGUGUGAUUCAUUCGUCCCGUGCAGAGAGGGCCCUGCUCAUCGAUGAAGUCUGCUGUCAGAAGGACGGCCCUCACAGUGCCCUCUACACUAUGAUGAAGGACCAGUAUGCAAAUUAUGUGGUGCAACGGAUGAUUGACAUGGCUGAGCCCGCCCAGCGCAAGAUCAUCAUGCACAAGAUCCGGCCCCAUAUUGCCACUCUCCGUAAAUACACGUAUGGAAAACACAUCCUGGCUAAGCUGGAGAAGUACUACAUGAAGAGCGGAUCAGACCUAGGCCCCAUUGGGGGCCCCACCAAUGGCCUAAUGUAGGGGCCUGACACCCAACCCUCGCCCCUUUCUCUCAAAAUCACAUUUGUUAUGGGCAUCUCCUCCACCGUGGAGUUCUCUGUCAUAGCCUUUAGGGGUUUUACCAAAAAAAUGAAAGGAAAAGAACGCUGAGACAUCUGACCAGUCCCUGAUGCAGUCUCCGUUGUUAUCACCCCCAACCCACCAGAAGAGUGCAUGGUCUGUAAGCUGUUUCCUGGGUAAAGCACAACACCCUUGUUUAUGAUGUAAUUGAUGUAACUGACUGUUUCUUUUUGUCUUCUAGUAAAUAUCUUGUACAUUUUUUUACCUUGUACAUUCUCUGUAGAAAAAGAAAUGUUUGAUGAAAAUUUACAGUUCUUACAAUUUACACCAGCAAGUGACUUUAUGAGGCCAAACUGAGUGAUCCUUUUUAAUGAUUUUCCUAUUCUAUUUUUGUUUUUAUAUCCAGACCUCUUAAUGGCACAGUUAAGAAGUGUGGUACGUUUAAGACCUGUUUUAGCACUAUGGUACACAAGCCAAAGCUGCUGAUGAAAAAUAAUGAAUCUGUCAGCUUGAUCUUCACGUAACUUGAUUGUAGACGUCAAGUCUGCCGUGCCAUUGAGAGUUAGUUGGGUUAAGAAAUCCACAACCAAUCAUAGAGCCUUGCUGCCUACAGUUUGCUGCCUUUAAAUGGGAGUGGUAUCAUUUGAACGUGGCUGCACAUACCAUCUCUUUUCUUUCCCUCCCCAUCUUACUUAACUGCUCCAUCUUUGGUGUUUUUGUUUUGUUUUUGUUUUAAAGAGCAUGUGUGUGGCUGCAAUAUACUCUACAUCCCACUGACCAAGUCUGUCCCACACAAAGGCUAGCUAUUGUCUCAGUUUUUGUGUUUCGAAUGACGUCAAAGGACACCAGAGCUCCUGCCAUUUUAUAUAGCUAUGAGACCGACACCAUGGUAGACAGAUGAAACCAGGAAUAAUUUUUCUAUUUUGGGGUAUAUGUAUAUUGUGAGACAUGAAGGGGUGGGGAGAUUUGGCAUGCCAUGUCUGGAUUUAAUGUUUUAACAAAAUGAUUUUUCUUUGUCAUGUUUGUUGAACAUUGUCGAUCGAGUAGUUUUUUUGAACACUGCCCUAGAAACAGUAUGGUUAUGUACUGAUUAUCAUCUCUUUUACAUUGUAAUAGCUUAGGCAAAAUGUAUAGCUUAGGCAAAAUGUAUAGCUUCUUAAUGUACAAGUAAAUAAGAAAUUGUUGCUGUUUUUUGGGUGUGGGGGGAGACGGUGCUUAAGUUUUAGAUGAGGAAAGUCUAGAGGUAGAUGGGCGACGUCCCUGUCCUUGGUGUCAUCCCAGGAUGUUUGGCUUCAGAACGUGUAAGAUAGAAUUGACUUGAUGAACAUGAGAUGUUGUGGGGUCGGGUCAAAUAUGCGGCGUUCAACUGUGUAAAUGGAGAAUGUGCAGGAGAAUGGACAUGGGGCUGCCGACUUCUGCACAAUUUUUCUGUAUGGCUAAUAUAUUAAUGGCUUUCGUUAUUUUGCUUCAUAUGAAUAAAUGUAGAAUACAUGUAGUAUAUGUGGAGUUAAGUGUAAGUUUAUUAGUUAAAUAGAAGAAAAAAAAGAAUCUAGUUGUAAUGUUGGACAGGCUAAAUUGCAUAGUGAUUUGCUUUUAUUUUGUCUGUACAGUUGUACAUUUGUAAACGUUAAUGCUGUAAAUGGAAUGUCUUUUACACCUUUUGGGGAAGAAGAAAUUAGCAAAAUGUGCAUUUUGAUGUGUGAAUAUUCAUCACUCCUUUCCCUUUGAAUAUAAUGUAUACAGUUUUCUUUGAAUAAGCAUUAUUUUAAAAAAAAAAAAAUCUUUUUAUGCAUCACAAUCUCAAGAGGGUUUUGUUUUUAAUCAGUUUUUGGAAAAGGUCAGCCUCUUUAUGUACCUGGAGCAGUGACACCUUCUGUUGACAUUGUCAUUUUGACUUGUGGCAGUUGAAUAAAAUAAUUAAAAAUUAAUGAAUUAAAAAAAAAUACAUGGGGCUGUCUUUGGUCCUACCUGCUACCAUGGAAAUUUCACACGACAAGAAUUAUUUUUGUAUAAAGGAGUGCUGUAUUUUGGAGCAGCCACUAACUUGUAAGCAAAAUAAUUGUAAGAUAUUGUCAAUUAUAUAAAUAUGAACAUAUGAGUUUUGUCACACUGUCAAGUCAUGUACAUUUUCAGGUGGCCUUAUGUACAUUUCCAGAUGUUAGAUGAGGAAAACAGAUUUUCUUUUUUUUUUUUUCUUGAAGCAGAAUUGUGACUAUGUAUGAUUAAACUGUUCUUCUAACAUUUGA